Molecule: messenger RNA, 4839 nt
Organism: Macrosteles quadrilineatus (aster leafhopper)
Lineage: Eukaryota; Metazoa; Arthropoda; Insecta; Hemiptera; Cicadellidae
Product: bestrophin-3-like
Exons: 10
Coding region: 729-3071 (780 amino acids)
Molecular function (GO): chloride channel activity
Source: RefSeq, a predicted model, not a curated record
UUGAGUGUGACGUUCAGUGAGUGAGAGAAGGUGGAAGACAUUCGGUCAAGGCAUGUCCGAUAGAUCAGUGAAAUCUCUUAGAUGACGUGACCAAAUCGCACACGGGGUUCAAUUAAAAUAUUUCGUAGGUGGAAAUUCGUUAAAAGAAGUUGAAAGUAGCACACUUAUUAAUUUUACCUUGUUGAGAUUGUUUUCAGUUCGUGAGUUAUUGUAGGAAGAAAAUUGUGUUGUGACCAAGCCAUUCUCAAGAACUUUAGUUGAAUGUUUUUACAUAGAUGUUCUACAAGAGCAACGACUUUUUAACUCCAUCCUAGUGAAUCAUACUGAUAGUGCGGCUUGCUAGGAAAGUGUGUAUAAAAACGCUCUUUUGUGAAUAUAUGUAUCAAUAUUAAGAAGAAACUCCAUCUCUUUUUAGAAUCGAAACCAGAUAUUCUACUCACUUCUGUAACUACGAAACUACUGCAUGAAAUCGUGAGCAACUUGUAUGUUCAGUUACGAAACUUGCUAUAGAAGGGUUCCUCUGUUUUGGCGACUACUCUAGAAUUGGACAUCCUCCUCACUCCAAACACCAUGCGGACAGAAACUCCUUAAGAAACUGCGUGAGAAUCUUGUACGUUCAAUUGCAAAUGUCGCUAUAGUAAGAGAGUGAGUUGCUCCGUGUUGUGUGACUCCUCUAGAGUCAGACUUCCUCUUCGGUCCACACCCCAUGCGGACAGGGACUCCCGAGGAUGACGGUCAGUUACCAGUACGAGGUGGCGUCCUCCACCUCCGGGGGGUUCACACGGUUGUUGUUCAUGUGGAGAGGGUCGCUGUACAAGUUGAUCUACCGGGAGUUACUACUGUUCAUCGUAGCGUUCGGUCUCCUCAGCACCGCCUACAGGAACCUCUUCACUGAGCCGCAGAAACGGCUGUUCGAGAAGGUUGUGGUGUAUUGUGAAAUGUUCAUCGCCUUCAUACCUCUGUCGUUUGUGCUCGGCUUCUACGUCGCCUAUGUAGCCGGUCGCUGGUGGCAGCAAUACAUGGCCAUCCCUUGGCCUGACAAGGUGAUGCAUUCUUUGGCCCUCUACAUCGGAGGUAACGACAUCCAGGGUCGUAUGAUCCGCAGGACUCUCAUGAGAUACCUCAACCUGUCUCUCAUCCUGGUGCUGAGAUCCAUCAGCUCGGCUGUCAAACGCCGCUUUCCCACCAUGGAUCAUCUUGUAGAAGCAGGGUUCAUGACCCGUCUUGAGCUAGAGAUGUUUCAAGCAGUUCCCAACAUGGAAUUUAACACCUACUGGAUUCCUUGUACUUGGUUCAUAGCUCUGCUCAAAGACACUAAGAAGUCCAAUCGAAUCGUUGACUCCCAGGGACUGAAGAUAAUUGUGGAGGAGUUCAACGAGUUUCGGUCAAAGUGUGGCUUAUUGUGGAGUUACGACUGGAUCAGUAUCCCGUUAGUUUAUACACAGGUAGUAACUUUGGCGACUUACUCCUUCUUCCUAGCAGCUCUGGUUGGAAGACAAUAUGUUGACGAAACUACAAGUCAACAGAAGAAACAGUUCCAAAUGGAAGUUGAUAUCUACAUUCCUCUUUUCACAAUAUUACAGUUCUUUUUCUACAUGGGUCUCUUAAAGGUUGCUGAACAACUUAUAAACCCGUUCGGUGAUGAUGAUGAGGACUUUGAACUGAACUGGCUGAUUGAUAGACACACUAAGGUCUCCUACCUUGGGGUAGACACUCUUAUGUCAAGAUAUCCUCCUUUAGUCAAAGAUAAAUAUUUUGACGAUAUCAACUUGAUAUUGCCAUACACAGGAGCAGCUUUUGCAUAUAAGAAGAAAACAUACAGAGGAUCUGUUCAUAAUAUGCAAGUCCCAGAGGAUCAGCAGUCGAUGUUCUUGCCAGAAAUAUCCGAGGAGGAAGAGGAUGACAGAGACAGCAGCAGCAAACGAGGAAGCUCUCCGAAGAAAACUUCGUCUUUCACCAACCUGAUGAACGCUGUUAGUCCACCCGCAGGUAUUUGGCGGGCAAGUAGUGAGAGGCCUAGUGUCAAUCAUAGUGGAGAUGUGGAAGCAAAUUUUCAAUCGGCAGAAGUAACAGCUCAUUUCGGAUUGAAAAAGUUUGAUACAAGAGCACCAUGGCAGACUCAGAGCAUACCGGUACCAAUUCCUAUCUCAACUCUCGUACGUCCUGACAUGCACGAAUGGCCUUCUCAAUCAACAUUGGACAGUGUAGAUUCUAAUCAAUUGAACCACGAAUCACCGGGAAUAAAAAUAACUAAUCCAUUUGACGAGAGCUUCAAGCAAGUACAAAAACUGCAUGAAAAAAUAGACUUUUCCCUUGGGCAAAGUACAGAUGGCAAUGAAAUGAUCAAAUCCACUUCUUCAAGUAGAAAUUCAAUACCCUUAGCCACUAGACGGUCUAAAGGCGGUACAAUAAAAUACAGCAGUACUGGAAACAUAGUGUCGAGUUUAAGACACAGUUUUAACAAACACGUAAAAGAUUUCAAAAGUGAUGAAAGAUCAACGAUGAAGAAACUACUGAGUCGAAGGCAGAGCACUGCUUCAGGGCAAUGGAAAGGUGUCCGGUGGAAACCAGUGAUUGACGACUCUGCUGGAGAUAUUUGGAGCGACAACUCUGGUAGACGUCCGAGCAACGACUCUCAUUGCAGACUGAAACAACCGAGCACAGCCUCUGCUAUGUCUCAAUCCCACCUUAGCUCGUCUGAGAGUAUAACUUCUUCAUUUCAGAGCCUUACUAGUCACAAUGAAUUGGAACCCUUCACCCAACCCUCUCUCGGUGUGAAGGAUUUUGAAGACCUCAGAAGUAGGAGCUGGAUGAAUGUUCCUAGAAAAGAAAGUCAGGCCUCUCUUGCCAUCAAAGAGCCGCUAACAGUUUCAAGUUUACCCAACAUUUGUCUUUCUUCCUCCCAACCACUUACCUCUUCUCGCUCGAGGAGUCAUUCUCUGCUCCUAGGCUUGGGUGAGGAACUACCAGCUCAAUCAUUAAAGGUUUUACAGAAAUCAUAUUCAACAUCUCCACGAAUUUUCUCUAACUUGCAAGAAACUAUUGAAGAAGAAAAUGAAAUGAAACAAUGACACUGUGAGAUUUAGAAGGAAUGGCCUGACUUGAAGUUCCAAAUAACUGAUGUCAUACAAGUACUAAAUAUCCCUUAACAUAACUGGAAGCAUUUCGAGUACCUAAUAGGCAAACUUCAAUUUCAUCCAUACAGUAUGUAGAAAAAUUGCUGUUAAAAGCUAGGUACCCACUGGGUUGGUACGGUCGGGUAUGGUCGUCAUGGCCAUUACAUCAUUUUUAAGAGGGUAUGCGCGCACUGAUUUGGGCUUUCCACCGUUCAGGCGUUGCUGCACACUGUCCUCCAACCUCCUUCUGCCAAAACAGGAGUCAGUUUGGGAGAGGAUCUGUUAAAAGAUGAAUGUUGGGGAGGAAAGUGCGGUAGUGAGUGCAUUUUUGGUAGAAGAGGACAUUUUAGAUCAAUCGGGCGGAUCCGCCGUCAUGGAAAUGUCCUACAGUUUGUAGUAUCAGACUUUCUAUCGGACAUCUGAUCAGAACACCGUUGACUGCCGUGACGAGGCAGUGAGCACAUGCUCAUUUAAUUCAAUGUUUUUAACUUUGAAAUAUCUCGUACCGAUAGUCCGUAACGACCCAGUGGGGCACCCAGCUUAAAGCUUUUGACCCUGCUAAACUUCCAUUGAAGACCUAAUGAUUGUUUAUAAAAUGUUUGAGUGGAACAUUUUUUUUUGCUAAAGUUUUAUGGCAAGAGCCCCUUUGUUACUGAGAACAUAUUUGAAGUCUCCUUUAAUAAGUCAUCCAUUGAGUUAUCCUGUCUGUACUAAGUUAUUAGCUGGGUUCUGAAUUACAAGUGAAUCUUCUUAGCAAGUAUAAUUUUACCACAUUUUACUUCCACUGAAGUUAUACUGCAUUUUCAGGUGGGAAUAAAAUCAUGACCACUCAAAUAAAUUUUUAUUUUAGCUUAUUGUUGCAAGUAUAAAACAUAUAUUAAUGUUAGGAUGUUAAACAAAGACAGACUUUAUAGUUGAGUGGAAAUACAAAAACCAAUAACAUUCCAUUCCAAACUCUUAUUACUUAUUUCUAUUUAUUGUAAAAGUGUUAGAGUUUUAAGUGUUUUUUUCUUUUUGUCAGGCAUGUACAAGUUAAAGGACUGAGAUUACUGAGGGGUCAGUAAAACCCUAAAUAAUUACUAAAUACACACUCACCACACCAGUUAGUGCAAACUUUAAAUUAAUUAGUUCUUAUUUCUAAAAAACAAAAAGGGACAUGACAAUAUUGAUAUUCUUUGUUUUUUCGUUUAACCCCUCAGUGUACUUAUUUGUUCUUUAGGUGUCAGUCUGUUGUUAAUGGUUUGGAUUGUUUUUUCUAUGAUUUCAAGAAUUCAAGGAAGGUUUUGUGAGAAUGUUUAUCAAUAGUUUAUUUAAUAAAGCUGUUAAUUUCUACACUUAUUUAAGGGAGAAAAAUAUGGUGCAAAAAAGAACAAAGCAAAAUAUAUUAGCUAAACUAUUCAUGCGUAGGUUUUGUCAUGUAGGUACGAUUUUGCCAAGAGUUAAAGAAGGGAUCUUAAAUGAACAUUAAAUGAAUUGUAAUAUUAAAUUAGAAUGGUUCAGUUUACAGAACACCAACUACAGUACCUACUGAAGUGAUGUAAAGUUUAAAACCUCAAUUCAAGUUAAGUUAGUAAAAUUAUUAUGUGAUCUUAAAACAUUUUCCUUUAAGGUGAAUAACAGAAAUGUAAGUACUAGUUAAUAUUGUUAUGUAUUACAUGUUGAUUUGUAAGUUAUGGUGAUAUUCCAUGUAUAUUCUAUAUUAUUGUAAGAUAUAUGUGUUUAG